AUGAAGACCUGGGACAUCUCUGUACUACUCGUCAUCACCUUCACCUUCGUUUUCCUAUCUCAAUCAGUUCAAGCAACAAAGGGCCCCAAGAUUACCCACAAGGUUUACUUCGAUGUCAACCAUGGUGACGAGUCGCUUGGUCGCAUCGUGAUCGGUCUCUAUGGCAAGACUGUCCCAAAGACUGCCGAAAACUUCAGAGCUCUUGCUACUGGUGAGAAGGGUUUUGGAUAUGAGGGGUCUACCUUCCACCGUGUCAUCAAGAACUUCAUGAUUCAAGGUGGUGACUUCACCAAGGGCGAUGGCACUGGAGGGAAGUCAAUCUACGGUGCCAAGUUCGCCGACGAGAACUUCAAGUUGAAGCACUCCAAGAAGGGUCUAAUGUCCAUGGCCAACGCUGGACAAGAUACCAACGGUUCCCAAUUCUUCAUCACCACCUCAACCCCAUCCCACCUUAACGGCAAACAUGUUGUCUUCGGCGAAGUUAUGGAGGGAUACGAGAUUGUCGAGAAGAUUGAGAACGUCUCCAAGGACGGCAGAGACAGACCCACUGUCGAAGUCAAGAUAGUAAAGAGCGGCGAGCUUGAAGUACCAGAAGAAGGUAUCCACGUGGAGCUAUAAAGUACUUUCCUUCUUCGUCUUUGUUCGCAGCACACCCUUUUCCUGCUUUAAUGGACUCGCUGAUACGUCUGCCCUUGUACAGCCACAUACGGGUCCGCAGAAUUUCAGCCAGGGAUGGAAGAAGCUGAUGAGGUUCCGAUCGUCGCAUCUCCAACUCCUGCCAUGGCUUCCCCAACGCCAACAAAGACUGCUUCCCUCGUCACUCCUCCUCCUGCUAUCCCCGUCGAUGAGUUCGAGGCGGCUGCCGAGUUCAGCCUAUUUCAAAAGGGUCUUUUCUUUGCGGUUAUCAUCGGGUGUGUUGUAGUGUAUUUACGGAUAAGCAACAACAAAAAGGGGAGGCGGUUUACGGAAAAAAGCAUGGCAUGAUUGUUAGAAUUUACUGCAUUGCUUUUCUACCUGCUGGCAUUGUACCGAGU
Messenger RNA from Mollisia scopiformis, 1034 nucleotides. Its product is annotated as putative peptidyl-prolyl cis-trans isomerase B. Gene Ontology annotation, cellular component: fungal-type vacuole; endoplasmic reticulum. Lineage: Eukaryota; Fungi; Ascomycota; Leotiomycetes; Helotiales; Mollisiaceae. Gene Ontology annotation, biological process: protein folding; protein peptidyl-prolyl isomerization. The coding region runs from base 1 to 618 and encodes 205 amino acids. The transcript has 4 exons. The record is from RefSeq and is a predicted model, not a curated record. Gene Ontology annotation, molecular function: peptidyl-prolyl cis-trans isomerase activity.